Messenger RNA from Bactrocera tryoni, 1080 nucleotides. It is a transcript of the gene Dhrs4, whose product is annotated as dehydrogenase/reductase SDR family member 4. The record is from RefSeq and is a predicted model, not a curated record. Lineage: Eukaryota; Metazoa; Arthropoda; Insecta; Diptera; Tephritidae. Bases 110 to 1003 code for a protein of 297 amino acids. Gene Ontology annotation, molecular function: carbonyl reductase (NADPH) activity. The transcript has 5 exons.
UUAUUAAUUCAAGAUUUCACGGGUCGUGAUUUAAUAAGGAGCUUAAUCCGCUCUAAUUUUUAUCGCCAGUGAGGUUCAGUUCAAAGGAUAAGAAUCCGAAUCUGAAAAAAUGUUCCUUAUCAGAAGACAACUUGUAACAAAAGCAAAAAGUGUUUACGUUGGAGCUAAUGUACCUGGUGUAACUUUAAAUAUUUGUCAUAAACGCUUAUCAAGUAGUGGAAUUCAUACAGCAACAGAGAAAAAUAUGAAACGUUUAGAAGGAAAGGUAGCAAUCGUUACAGCUUCUACGGAUGGAAUUGGAUUUGCAAUUGCUAAACGUUUGGCCGAGGAUGGUGCGGCUGUGGUAAUCAGUAGCCGUAAGGAGCGAAAUGUUGAAAAUGCGGUUGAACGUUUACGAAAGCUAAAUCUUAAAGUUACUGGUUUAAAAUGUCAUGUGGGAGAAGCACAAGAUAGGAAACGACUAUUUGAGGAAACUAUACGUACUUAUGGAAAAUUAAAUAUUUUGGUAUCUAAUGCCGCUACAAAUCCAGUAGUGGGUGGCGUGUUGGAAUGCGAGGAAGGCGUCUGGGAUAAAAUAUUCGACGUGAAUGUUAAAUCUUCCUAUUUACUUGCAAAAGAGGCAUUGCCUUAUUUACGAAAGGAACAAGGUUCCAAUAUAGUUUUUGUGUCCUCCAUAGCGGGCUACGAUGCUUUCAAUUUGCUAGGUGCAUACUCCGUUAGUAAGACAGCUUUAAUUGGUUUAACUAAAGCUGCAUCCAAAGAGUUGGCUCCUGAAGGAAUUCGAGUAAAUUGCUUGGCACCAGGAAUUAUUAAAACCAAAUUCUCAAGUGCGCUGCACGAAACCGAAUCGGCUAAUAACGCAGCAGUCUCAAAUAUACCCAUGGGACGUCUGGGUGCCCCAGAAGAAAUGGGUGGAAUAGUAUCAUUUUUAGUUUCUGAUGAUGCUUCUUAUAUUACAGGCGAAUCGAUUGUCGCUGGUGGUGGUAUGUCAGCUAGACUAUAAAGUUAAUCCAUUUAUGUGAAAUUUAAAGAUUGUUAAUCGUUUGGGUUAUAAGUAAAAUAUAUAUAUCUUAAGCAAUA